Messenger RNA from Sesamum indicum (sesame), 1290 nucleotides. Its product is annotated as amino acid transporter AVT1I. Gene Ontology annotation, cellular component: vacuolar membrane. Gene Ontology annotation, molecular function: L-amino acid transmembrane transporter activity. The record is from RefSeq and is a predicted model, not a curated record. Gene Ontology annotation, biological process: amino acid transmembrane transport. NCBI's taxonomy places the organism in Eukaryota, Viridiplantae, Streptophyta, Magnoliopsida, Lamiales, Pedaliaceae.
AUGGAUUCCAGUAACAUUGAGAAAUUGGAGUCACAGAGACAUCCCCACUCACCACAACCACAAAACAAAGGCACCACAUUCAUCACUACUUGCUUCAAUGGCCUCAAUGCUCUAACAGGCAUAGGCAUACUAUCAAUCCCAUAUGCACUAUCAGAGGGAGGAUGGACAUCCUUAACAGCACUUUUCAUGAUAUGUCUUGUUUGUUUGUACACAGGUUUACUCCUGAAAAGGUGCAUGGACACAAACCCUCUCAUCAGAACCUAUCCCGACAUAGGCGCGCAGGCGUUUGGCCGAAAGGGAAGAGCUGUCAUAUCCAUUUUCAUGUAUCUUGAGUUGUUCUUGCUUGCAGUUGAGUUUCUUAUACUGGAAGGCGAUAACUUGCAUAAGCUCUUUCCAAAUUUUUGCGUCCACGUUUUCGGAAGAAGAGUUGGAGGCAAACAGGCCUUUAUUUUGCUCACGGCGCUUGUCAUGCUUCCUACAACAUGGUUCAGGAAUCUGUCUCUUUUAGCUUAUGUUUCCGCAGGUGGGAUUUUGGCUUCCGUUGUCCUUGUUGCGACGGUUUCUUGGAUUGGCGCGGUUGAGGGCGUGGGGUUCAAUGAAAAGGGAGUUCUCUUGAGGUGCGACGGAUUAGCGACGGCUAUAAGCUUGUACACUUUCUGUUAUUGUGGUCAUGCAAUUUUCCCUACUCUAUGUUCCUCCAUGAAGGACAAAACCCAAUUCCCUAAGGUUCUGUUGGUAUGCUUCAUUUUGAGCACGAUCAGCUACGGAUCGAUGGCAAUCCUAGGAUACUUAAUGUACGGAGACAAUGUGAUGUCUCAAGUGACUUUGAAUCUUCCCACAAGAAGCACAAGCUCGAAAAUUGCAAUAUACACGACGUUGAUUAAUCCGGUCACCAAGUACGCUAUAAUCGUUACCCCAAUCGCAACAGCUCUUGAAGAGACUCUAAUCUUACGGAAUAGCAGAACGAUGAGCUUAAUGAUCAGAACAACUUUAGUGAUAAGCACCGUCACAGUGGCUCUAGUCGUCCCAUUUUUCGGAUAUGUGAUGGCGUUCAUCGGGGCGUUUUUGAGUAUCAGUGCCUCAAUCUUGUUUCCGUGCCUGUGCUACCUCAAGAUCAACAAAGCAUCUCGGCGUUUUGGGGGCGAGUUGAUGUUCAUUCUGGUGAUUCUUGUCUUGGGGUUUAUUGUUGCAGUGAUGGGGACAUUUAUUUCUGUAAGAGAAAUUGUGCGGCAUGUUCAAAAUGUAUGAAUGUUUGUCGAUAACUGGUAAUGAAAUGUUGGCUGAUAGUUU